CCGGAGCCCGUGGGCAGCGAGUCAGUCACCGGAGCCCGUGGGCAGUGGGUUCUUUGCAGUGGCUGCACACGGUGUAUUACAGGUUCGUGGAGGAGACAAUCGCAGGUUUAUUAUCGGAUCCACGCGUACAGACCCUGGUAUCAGCAGGAUGGGAGAGGAUCGCUGAGCAGCUCGAAAUCCGUCAAGAAAUCGUUUCCUUCGGCGAAAUGGCGAAAAGCGCAGAAGUGAAAGUGGCCGUGUUUGGGAGAGCGGGGGUGGGGAAGUCUGCUCUCGUGGUGAGAUUUCUAACCAAACGCUUCAUUUGGGAAUACGAUCCAACCUUAGAGUCGACGUAUCGGCAUCAGGCCACUAUUGACGAUGAAGUUGUUUCCAUGGAGCUGCUUGAUACGGCCGGGCAGGAAGAUCCUAUCCAGAGAGAGGGCCAUGUGCGCUGGGGAGAAGGCUUCAUCGUUGUCUAUGAUAUCACCGACAGAGGGAGCUUCGAGGAAGUAUUACCUUUUAAGAAUCUACUAGAUGACGUUAAAAAGCCGAAGAAUGUUACGCUGAUCUUGGUUGGGAAUAAAGCUGAUCUGGAUCAUUCUAGACAAGUUACCACUGAAGAGGGAGAAAAACUGGCUGCGGAGCUCGCGUGUGCCUUCUACGAGUGCUCGGCCUGCACGGGCGAAGGAAACAUCACCGAGGCCUUUUACGAGCUGUGCCGAGAAGUAAGACGUCGGAAAAUGGUCCAGGGAAAGACCAGGAGGAGAAGCUCUACCACCCACGUGAAACAAGCGAUUAACAAAAUGCUAACUAAAAUCAGCAGCUGAAGAUCUGGUGAAGCCGCCGGCGCGGCACCCGCUGCUGCGGAAACCUUUCCUUGCACCCCGCAGAAAUGAUAUGUUUUAAUGGUAAUGCUUUUCAAGUUGUUCAGUGAGAAUAACCUCAUUAUUUAUUUCCUGGCACAGUUGGGCUUUUGCUAAUCAUGGAACAGCUUUGUGUUCUAAAUGUUAAAAAUAACAAGAUGUUCCG
Messenger RNA from Spea bombifrons (plains spadefoot toad), 1008 nucleotides. RefSeq names its product RAS like estrogen regulated growth inhibitor (gene RERG). Gene Ontology annotation, molecular function: GTPase activity; GTP binding. The record is from RefSeq and is a predicted model, not a curated record. The transcript is spliced from 5 exons. Lineage: Eukaryota; Metazoa; Chordata; Amphibia; Anura; Pelobatidae. The coding region runs from base 207 to 806 and encodes 199 amino acids.